Sardina pilchardus (European sardine) is the source of this 2169-nucleotide messenger RNA. RefSeq names its product death domain containing 1 (gene dthd1). The transcript has 8 exons. The coding region runs from base 1 to 2169 and encodes 722 amino acids. NCBI's taxonomy places the organism in Eukaryota, Metazoa, Chordata, Actinopteri, Clupeiformes, Clupeidae. The record is from RefSeq and is a predicted model, not a curated record.
AUGUCGACGGAUCUUAGCCAAUCAGAUCCAGACACAGAAGCCAAUCAAAGUGCUGAAAUUGUUCAGACUGACCUGCAAGACGGAGAGAGCGUCCGCAGUGCAGCACACUCUGAAGACGGCACGUCGUCUGUGGGAGCCGGGGGUCACUCAUCACACAACACUGACGUCCAGCGGGACUCGAGGUCAACAGGGCGACGAACUCCUGGAACAGGUGAGGACCACGCAGGGUGCGUGUCCCCCACAGACAGAGAUGGUGCUGCUGGAGGUCAACACAGGCAGCCUACGGGUGGGUCAUCUGGGGGGACGGCACCGAGUGUGGCUACAGAGGAAGAGGACGAAGGACCGGAGGAGGAGGAGGAGGGCUUGAGGGAGCGGCAGACAGGGCAGAGGGAUGCUCCGCUGGAGGAGGAGAAUCAAGGAGUGAGGCAUGGCUGGGUCACGAAAGGACUGACAGGAAAGCCUCAGACGCACGCUUCAGACGCGCCCACCCUCUGCUACAUCACGGCCCCUCUGGGGGUGACGAAGGUCAUGACCUGUGACCUGGUGAACGGCCUGAGUUCACUGAUGGUGUCAGAUCUGGAGGAGCUAGUGAGUAGCGUCCUCAGGCUGAAGCUGCCCGACAACACCAAGUGCUCUUUUCCCAUCACCGUGGCGAUUCCAUUCCGAUCCUGCUACCGCGGCAACUACCGCGACAUCAUAGUGAAGUUUGUCGACCAGGCAUCAAGGGUCAGCUACGUGAACCCUGUGUCCGUGGAGGGCAACUACGAUGGACAGAAGGGUUCAUAUGCAGAGGUGCGCGUGUACACCCUGGGGGUGUUUGCAGUGGUGUCCUGCUUAAGGAAGGAGAGCUACACUAUCCCUAAGAGAGGUCUCUCCCUAAAGCUGAGCAUAGACCCCAGAAUCUGCCUGGACUACCUCCCAGGAUCCUUCGCGUCUCCAGUGAUGGCUCAAGCUGUGGUCCAGCCGGUGGACCCCAGCCUGCUGUCUGCUUUGAAGUCCAACAAGGACGCGUACCAGGCCGUCCUGUCCGCCAGCCCUCUCCUCUACCUCAGCCGCCCCAGCAGCCAGCCCCCCCGCCGGCCCCUGGUCCUCACGCUGCCCUGCCCCCCCAACCCUGAGAGGCGACGGCCAGGGGAGGACGGAGAGUCCGGUCCACCGCGGCCGACCAGCGCUGUUUACAUCCAGGACUCUCCGCUCCAGCAGAGAAUGCGGGCUGUGAGUGCUUCAGUAAAAACAUCCAGAGAGUUUGCCAAGGAACAGUUGAUUCUGUUGGGCUGGAAGGAGGAACAGUGGAACGUUCUAGAUGAUGUCUCCAUCAGGAACCUGCAGAACGGCCUGGUUUCCUUUGAACUGAUGGAGCACUUUGAGAGGCUAAUAGUGUUGCGUCUGCAGUUCCCCACUAGAUCCUCCAAUCUGUGUGCCAUGGUGGAGGAGAUUGAGGACAGUGUGCGCCGCGUCAUGGUAACCAUUGUUCUCCGGCGUCAGAGGCAGGACCCCCACAGCGUGGUGGUGGCAGCCCUGCCCAGCAGAGACCUGAGCUGGGAGCUGGCCAAACUCCAGGGCCAGGCCUACUGCGGCCCGCCCGAUCCCUCCGGGGAGAUCGCCAUGAGCGAGGGAGACCAGCUGCUGCUGAGCUUCAACGGGAACAUCACAGCUGAUCAAGGAUCAAAGUCUCCAAAGACCAUCACCUUCCACAACCAACGGAAGAGCUUUGAAUAUCUGAAACUGACCGUGGUGGACCCAUUUGGGAAUUACAGCUCUCCACACUACAAAGGCUUAGCUGUCUUUCACCGGAUCCCAAGAGUCCAGCUGCUCUGGAUGGAUAACACAGCUGUUCUUUCACCACAGCACCCUCUAGUGGAGCCUGUGUGUAAACUCUCUCUCACUCUACCCAAGCUGUGCGAGGAGGAGGCGGCGCUGCUGCUGCUGGCGCUGCGGGUGAAGCGGAGCGCGGUGCAGCUGGCGCGCCUCAGGGCGCCCGCCCACAGCCUGCCCCAGCAGGCCUUCCACGUGCUGGGCCUGUGGCGCAGGAGCCUCCCCUCCCACACACCCAAGGCGCCCCUGCUGGCCCGCUGCCUGGUGCGCGCCGGACGGCCCGACUUGGCCAAGGAGCUGCUGCUCAGGGAGGGGGCAGGAGGAGGAGGGGGAGGGGAAGGAGGGGCAGGAUAG